CGUGAAUAGCGGCGGUUGUAGUUCAAGAACAUCCAGCGGUCGACAACUGUCGCGGCCACCAAGAGCGUCACGUCCUUCAUAACUGAACCUUCCCGUGAUCCCUUGGGCUGUGUUGUUCUGUGCCAUUAGUUUCAUAAAAUCGUUUUUUCUGUUCCUGUGGUUGAAAUGUCGACGCUGUUUGAGUAUGUAAAUCUCUAGAAGUAUGCAGCUCUCUCUCUCUCUAGCAGAACUUCACGUGUAACGGUAUCUGCCAAAGAUAUUAUUGUUGUUCCAGAACUGGAUUAGCAUAGCUACUUGCCGCUCGGGUACGAGGGGUAGUAAAAGUUAAUUCCCUUCAGCAUUUAAAGACUGAGUGGUGUCUAAAACUCGUUUAUCUGUCGCAACAAAGAGAUUCCUGUUCAUCGUAUCCUGCGCCUGCUGUCGCCUCUGAAGCACUGACAGGAGAAUGUCGGACACACAAGACAAGACAGAAAAAAUCACGAUUCAGGAACUCAAUCUAAGCAAGUACCGCCUUCCAUCCUAUGUCUUCUGGGCAGACAACUUGACCCGACCAACCUUCUCGUUUGCUAUCGGCUGCAGACUCUGGUCACGUGAGCGCCAAUACUACGAACAAGACAGGGAGCGGAAGAUGGCCCCCUUCGCUACACGACCAUAUCUUUUCCAUCAGUACCCCGGACUGCACAAGCACUACCCAGGCACGUGGCGGGUAGCAGACGACAGCGAGCUGAGCCACAUCGUGCAGCGACUGACCAGACCCACCCGGUCCUCCCACAGCCGCGAGCGGGACAUCCAGUCGACAUACCCACCGUCGUCACGGAGCGGCACGGCAGGACACCGAGGGCAAAGGUCGCCAGUCAGUCAUGUGACCAGGCACAGGUCAGGAGCACUUCCACAUCUUUCUGUGAAAUCGUCAUGUUCUCGACGUCGGUCUCCAAAAGGUGAUGACGACGACGACGACGACCUUAACAAGUCCACGACAGACCCAGCAGAUCGUCUCCGAAAUUCCGACAGAGGGUCAGAGGCAGAAAAAUUUCCCGAGAAUUCAGACAGCAAGUCAGAACCAGAAAAAGGUUCCCAGAAUUCCGACAUUACUGCCCAGUGACCCAGUACUUCGACUUGCUGCUUUUAUCCUUCAUCAGUUUUUGUUUUUUUUUUUCUGUAAAGAUUUGAGUAAGGAUUUCUUUAUAUACAUUGAAAGUCGUUUUUUAUCUUGAAUUUUUUCAAACGACGGUUGAUGAUUGCAUUGAAAGUCAUUUUUAUCUUGAAUAUCUUGGAAACGAUUACAACAUUGAAGUCACUUUUUAUCGUGUUUUUAUUUUUAUUGUCCAAGAUUUUCAUCAAGUGAUGCUUAAUGGUUUGAAAACGAGUUCAUGGUUCUAUUUAAAGAAGUUUAGAUUAUGUUUUUAUUGAAAAUAUUAUUCAUUUAUUUUGCUUGUGAAAGUUGCGUAAAACCUGGUCUUUAGUGGAACGCCAUUUUAGUGUUCUCUACUGUACUUUAAAAACAUUUCAAGACAUGCCCUUGUUAACAAUCUAAAUUAAUAUUUUAAUUAUUGUUGUUUGCAGUUGAUACCUAUCUUUCUUCCUGUAAUUUUAUCAGUAAUCGCUAUAAAGGUGAGUUUUUAAAUUGUAAA
Pomacea canaliculata is the source of this 1631-nucleotide messenger RNA. RefSeq lists its product as uncharacterized. The record is from RefSeq and is a predicted model, not a curated record. The coding region runs from base 446 to 1102 and encodes 218 amino acids. Lineage: Eukaryota; Metazoa; Mollusca; Gastropoda; Architaenioglossa; Ampullariidae. The transcript has 3 exons.